Messenger RNA from Thamnophis sirtalis, 3315 nucleotides. RefSeq names its product hyaluronan and proteoglycan link protein 1 (gene HAPLN1). Gene Ontology annotation, molecular function: hyaluronic acid binding. Gene Ontology annotation, biological process: skeletal system development; cell adhesion; central nervous system development. NCBI's taxonomy places the organism in Eukaryota, Metazoa, Chordata, Lepidosauria, Squamata, Natricidae. Gene Ontology annotation, cellular component: synapse; perineuronal net. The record is from RefSeq and is a predicted model, not a curated record.
UUUGGAGAAUGCCAGUUUGAAAAACAUUGACAUAGGGAAUACGGUUAUAAACUUCUCUGUACAUGCCUCCAUGUAUGAGGAUUCCCACAUGCAGUUUAUUCUGUGCCUGACUGUAUAAUACAUAAUAGCUUUGCUCAAGAUAAAUAGUCAUAGAAAAGGGUUUAUUGAAUAAGCUAUUUGGUCUCCAUUUUCUCUUGAGCCAUUGUAGGUAAGUGUAUUUAGUGGAUAAACAUCUAAUGUUAAGUUCCACACUAGAUAAAUUUUAUUUUGAACUUUCUCACCCUAAUCUUGAGAGCCAGUUUGAUAUAGUGGUUAAGCUAUGAGGCUAAAAACUGGAGAACUAGGAGUUCUAGUCCUCCCAUGGGCAUAACCAGCUAGAUUCCUCUUUCUGGCCCUAUGAAGAUGACAAUGGCAAACCACUUCCAAAAUCUUGCCAUGCAGGGAUUUCUCCAGGUAGAUGCCAAAAGUCAACAGGAUAUGGAGUACAUAUACACACAGAGAAAUAUAUAGAAAAACAAAACUUCCUGACCUUAAACUAUAAUUUCAUUCUGAGAUGAGCAAAAACGUUCUGUCAGAGCAAUGGUAUUCCUCAAAAUGUUAGCUCAGUCUCAUUGUAAGGUAUUCCUCACAAUGUUAAUUCAGUGAUUUAGCUCAGUGCCAGAGGUAAUGAUGUACUUUCAUACCACCACUCUGUGCAAAAAGCAAGUCAUGGAUUCAGCUAAAAAAAAAUAUGGGUAGAAUAAAUAAGCAGAAAAUGUUUCUGAUUAAAAAAGAAAUGCCAAACUGAAUCUUCUGCCUAGGAAAUCUUGAAUUAUAUCCCUUCCUAUGGAUCCCAGGCCUUCAUUUUCUUAAUUGUUCCUCUGCAGAUAAUUAUCCUGCAGCUCUCAGCAGCUCUGCUGACUGCAGGGACCCUAACUGACACAAUAAUUUCAUGCGUCAGCAUUCUAAAUAGAAAUGAAUACAAAUCAGUCAGGGCAGCUGCAGUAGUGUAACCUGCAACUCUAACCUGUUUUAUGUAGGUUUUCAACAUUUUCUCUGCAGAGUAAGCUAUGAAAUGUGAAGAAGAUUCUUGACUAUAAAAGAUGAAGAGUCUACUUUUUCUGGUGCUGAUUUUUUUCUGCUGGGUUGAGCAUCAUGCUGCUAACUUCACUCUGGAGCAUGAUAGAAUAAUUCACGUCCACGAAAAUGCACCUCAUCUUCUUGUGAAAGCAGAACAAACAAAAAUCUUCUCAAAUCGUGGUGGAAGUGUUACUCUGCCAUGUAAAUUUUACCGUGACAAUACAUUACCUGUCUCAGGAGUCCAUAGAGUUCGUGUCAAGUGGACCAAACUCACUUCAGAUUACCUCAAAGAAGUGGAUGUCUAUGUUGAAAUGGGCUACCACAAAAAAAGUUAUGGUAAUUACCAAGGAAGGGUAUUCUUGAAGAAAAGCACUGAAAAUGAUGCCUCUUUGGUCAUCUCAAAUUUAAUGCUGGAGGAUUAUGGGAAAUACAAAUGUGAAGUCAUUGAAGGUUUAGAAGAUGACUCAGCUGUUGUAACUCUAGACUUGGAUGGCAUUGUAUUCCCUUACUUCCCACGACUGGGUCGCUAUAAUUUAAACUUCUAUGAAGCUCAGCAAGCCUGCCUCGACCAGGAUGCAGUUAUAGCUUCAUUUGACCAGCUAUAUGAUGCAUGGAGGUCAGGACUGGACUGGUGCAAUGCAGGCUGGCUCAACGAUGGGUCAGCGCAAUAUCCAAUUAGAAAUCCCAGAGACCCUUGUGGUGGGAAGAACACAGUGCCUGGAAUCCGGAAUUAUGGCUUCUCAAAUAAAGAACAAAACAAAUAUGAUGUCUUUUGUUUUACCUCUCAUUUUACUGGCCGUUUUUAUUACCUAAUACACCCGACCAAGCUGACCUAUGAUGAAGCUGUGCAAGCCUGCAUCAACGAUGGUGCACAGAUUGCUAAAGUAGGCCAAAUGUAUGCAGCCUGGAAACUCCUAGGAUAUGACCGCUGUGAUGCUGGCUGGCUGGCUGAUGGCAGUGUCCGAUAUCCCAUCUCCAAGCCAAGAAAACGCUGUAGCCCUAAUGAAGCAGCAGUACGCUUGGUGGGCUUUCCGGAUAAAAAGCACAAGCUAUAUGGAGUCUACUGCUUCAGGUCAUACCAGUGAAAGGACCAAGAGCACAACAGUGUCCAUUCGAUUAAGAACAUGUGAAGAUUGUUUCAAUAAGAACUUACACAAAUUGCCAAAACUGUGAUAAAUCUUUUUUUUUUUUUACUUACUAUAAGGAGUCAUUUCAUAAAAGAAACCAAUUAAUUUGUUCCGUUUUCUUUUUUUUUUAAUCAUUCAAUAGAUAUUUUAAAUUAAUAUAAUUUAAAGAAAGCUCUAGGUGAAGAAGUUUUGGAAAUGUAACUUUUUAAGCUACACAGUUCCAACAAACAUAUUUUUCUUGAAUGGGGCAUGCAAUAGCUUGAUGAUUGCUAGGACUCAGUUAAGGAAUGUAAGGCUUAUCAAAGGAUAAAGUUUACAUAUUUGCAUCAUAUUAAAAGAUACCAGAGAAUAAUGACUGAGAUCUGAUGUUAUGAACUGUGUUCAUCUUUUAUUAACUGCCAUUCCAUGUGGUUUUGGGGAGCAGUUAAAAAAAGAUGUGAAUGCUGUUUAAAGCAACAGUAUUUUAUGAAGUCUUUGAGGUUAAAAAAAAGUUUCACUAGUUCAAACCAUGUCUUUUAGCAAUCUCUGGUAAAGAAUUCUGUAACAUUCCAUCAAGCACAGUUAAAUCUUCUGAACAUAUUCCUGGUUUUCUUAUGUAUGCAGCAUAAAAUGUGCGUAUGAAUAAGUAAAGAUUGGAGCCAUUUUUCUUCUUAAUACAAACUCAAUAUGCCUGAAAUAUAUUGCAUUACUUUGAAUAGUUUUAUGAACUUUUAUAUUACUGCAGCUGUUGUUUUAAUUUUGAAAUCCAUUUUGCUAAGCAGCAUUUAGCUUUUACUCAGGGCAGUUAUCUAUAAAUGAACUGCUGGACAGAAACACACACGUAUUAAAUAUAGCAUCUUGAUUCCAUGGUAGCUUUUAAGUAUUAUUGCCUUUAUAAAUGAAAAUUUUAAAUAUUUAAAAAUUUCCUGUCUUACUUCCAUAUGUCCAAGGUAAACAUUAUUUGAAUUUUGAAGCAUAUUCUCUGCUCUAUAAAUAAGAGGAAGAUAUUUUUUUAUCCUGUUUAGGAAAAGGAGAAAUAUUUUAAUACUAAGUACUGUUUGCUUAUUUUAAUGGAGACACCAACUCCCACAUUUGCAUCUUAUUAUGCCUUGCAUGGCCCUUUUGCUUGUGAGCAAAGAAGAUUUUAUGU